GAAACCAUGAGUUUGAUUUUGGUGUGGAUAUUUUGGAAGAAUACAUGAAACAAAUGCACUUUACAUGGUUUCUCAGUAAUGUCUAUGACAGAUUUACUUCUGAACCUCUUGGACAUGGUGCAGUAAAAAAAAUAGUUAAUUGGAACAAUAUAAAAAUUGGCUUAAUGGGAUUAGUUGAAGAAGAUUGGUUAGAUACCCUGGCUACUGUUAAUAAGUCAAAUGUAGACUAUAAAGAUUAUGUUGAGGUUGCCAAUGAAAUAGCAGUAGAACUUAAAGAAGAAGGAGCAGAUCUUGUUAUUGCAAGGACUCAUAUGAAAUGGGGAAAUGACACAAGGCUUGCACAAUGAGCAGAAGGGGUCAAUUUGAUUCUAGGAGGCCAUGACCAUGAGUAUGGAAUCAGGAAGGUAAAUGAAACUUGGAUUGUCAAAAGUGGAUCUGAUUUUCAAAACUUGACAAAAAUAAAUAUAAGACUCUUUGGUACAUCUUUCCAAUACAUAUUUGAGAAAGUGGACAUUUUGAGUUAUUUGGAAGAAGAGUCAUAUAUCAAAGCAAUAGUAAAAGAUUUUACUCAAAACAUACAGAAAUGGUAUAUGUUAGAAGAAGUUCUGUGUCCAGUUGAUAUGGAAUUAGAUGGCCGUGAAAUUACUGUAAGAAGAUCUGAGAGCAAUCUUGGAAAUCUGGUAACUAAUGCAAUGUUGGAGGCUACUUGUGCUGAUGUAGCACUGCUUAAUUCAGGCACUCUUAGAUCUGACAGAAUACAUCCGCCAGAGAAUUUCACUUUGCAUGAUCUCUUGGCUAUUCUUCCCAUAGUGGACCCAGUUUUAGUUGUUAGAGUAACAGGUGCACAGCUGCUUGAAGCACUUGAAAAUGGGGUUUAUAAGUACCCAGCUCUAGAUGGGAGAUUUCCUCAAGUUGCUGGAAUAGAAUUUGGAUUUGAUCCAGAUGCAGAACCAGGACACCGAAUCAUAAGAGAUACUGUAAAAGUUCAAGGACAAUACUUACGAAAAAGAAAAGUUUACCUUCUUGCUAUUAAGGAGUACAUUGCAAAUGGGAAGGAUGGUUAUAGUAUGCUUAAAAGUUGUCCUCGAAUGUUUGACACAGAAACCGCACAAGUACUUUCUACAGUAGUGAUGAAUCACUUUGAAUCAAUAAAAAUUUUGCAGGGCAAGAAAAAGUGCCUUUCAGGUCAUCGAAUGAGUUUAAUUACUAUUACAAACAAAUCACCAUCCCUAACAGCUUUAGAGGAAGAAUCAGGUGACCCAUCAGCAGUAAUCGCAGUACCUGGCAUAGAAGGACGAAUUUGCCAUAUUUCUCAGGAUAUGAAAGAACAUUUGCACCAACUUAGAACUGCAAGAAAACAAGGUUUAAGAAAUUUCCCCACCAUUAGUGGUAGUGCAGCUGAGAAUUCUGAUUCUGAUUGA
Molecule: messenger RNA, 1421 nt
Organism: Castor canadensis (American beaver)
Lineage: Eukaryota; Metazoa; Chordata; Mammalia; Rodentia; Castoridae
Source: RefSeq, a predicted model, not a curated record